UACAUCCACUCUUUCAAAACAAUCCCGAUUUUGAUAAAAAUGAAAUUUUCGAUUUUUUUCACCUAGUUAAUCACCUAAUUUUUAACCGAAAGCAUCAUUUCCUUACCAUGGAAAGAAUGCAGGAAUCUCAUGAAUUGAUGCAGGUGCGCCAGGACUACAAUUUGGCUAACCACUUGCUAGCUGAGAGCGCUGAGGCAACUACACGUCGCAGCUCUAGUAGGUCCAUAAAACGUAAAAAGUUUGAUGAUGAAUUGGUAGAGUACAGUCGAGGGAUGGCAGGAGUAUCAAAUAUAAAGAGUGGUCGUGCACGCACAUCAACCCAAAACUAUCAAACAGAUUAUAUGCCGGUAAAUUCGCCAUCUGCACCAGUACCUCAAGCACCUACUAUAACCCCACAUAUACCAGAACCAAAAAGAAAAAGCAUCUCCAAGUCAACUCCGAGUACUUCAAAGGGAAAAAAGAAAAGCGCCCCAAAAAGCCACUUAACCACUAAAGAUUUGGGGCGCUGGAAACCAAUAGAUGACUUAGCCCUCAUAAUAGGUGUUCAGCAAACAAACGACUUAAAAACAGUACACUUGGGAACAAAAUUCUCUUGUAAAUUCACUUUGCAAGAGUUACAGUCUCGCUGGUACGCUUUGCUGUAUGAUCAAGCCGUUUCGAGAGUUGCCGUUUCGGCAAUGAGAAAUUUACAUCCGGAUAUGGUUGCGGCCGUUCAGGAUAAAGCAUUGUGGAGCCAAGAAGAGGAAAACGUUCUCAGCACUGUGAAAUCUAGUGUUAAUCCCACCCUUGAGACUUUUGCGGAAAUGUUGUCAAAACAUUCGGAUGUGUUUUAUAAUGGCAGAACAGCAAAUUCACUAUUUAGGCAUUGGCAAAGCUUGAGAAUGUAUCACUUGUUGCCUGAUCAGACAGUUAGUCCAAUUCCCUCUUCUGGAAGACCUAUUAUGAGUUUCAAUGAUGCUGAGGAGCUCAUAAAUGAUUCUGAAUUAACUGAUUCACAAGAUGAUACAUUGGAUAAAGAGCUGAAGCUUCAGCAUAGAAGAAACAUUCGAGAGAUCCGCCAUUUGGAGAACGAAAUUGGCAGAUGGAACGUUUUAGUUGACAGUGUGACUGCUAUGUGUCCAGGAGAACUGGAUAGUCAAACUUUAGCAGUUUUAAGGGGUAGAAUGGUGCGGUAUCUGAUGAGGUCAAGAGAAAUAACUAUAGGGAGAUCUGGUAAGGGCCAGAGUGUGGAUAUUGACUUAUCAUUGGAGGGACCUGCUCAUAAAAUUUCCAGGAGGCAAGCUACAUUAAGGUUGAGAAAUACAGGGGAGUUUUACUUAUCAUCAGAAGGGAAAAGACCAAUCUUUGUGGAUGGCAAACCUAUUUCAGCUGGAAGCAAAGUACGCCUUUAUGAUAAUGCUGUUGUAGAAAUAGCAUGCUUAAGAUUCAUUUUUUCUAUUAAUCAUGAUCUGAUUAGGGCAAUCCAUAAUGAGAGUGUAAGAUACAAUUUACCUCCUUAAGAAAAAUAUGUAUUAUUGAGUUUCAGACUUUAAUGUGUAUAAUUUUAUUAGUAUUAGCAAAGUUUACAGAACAUUAAAUAUUAUAUUCUGUAAACUUUGGUAUAAGUAUGUAUCUUUGUCAUGCUUUUAGAAAUUAAAUAAUUGUAUGAAAUAAAGUUCUUUUAGAAAAACAAA
This is a messenger RNA of Anthonomus grandis grandis, 1673 nucleotides long. RefSeq names its product microspherule protein 1 (gene Rcd5). Gene Ontology annotation, biological process: positive regulation of transcription by RNA polymerase II. The record is from RefSeq and is a predicted model, not a curated record. The transcript is spliced from 6 exons. Gene Ontology annotation, cellular component: NSL complex; MLL1 complex; Ino80 complex. The coding region runs from base 108 to 1499 and encodes 463 amino acids. NCBI's taxonomy places the organism in Eukaryota, Metazoa, Arthropoda, Insecta, Coleoptera, Curculionidae. Gene Ontology annotation, molecular function: protein binding; G-quadruplex RNA binding.